Pollicipes pollicipes is the source of this 514-nucleotide messenger RNA. RefSeq lists its product as uncharacterized. Lineage: Eukaryota; Metazoa; Arthropoda; Thecostraca; Pollicipedomorpha; Pollicipedidae. Bases 116 to 514 code for a protein of 132 amino acids. The transcript has 4 exons. The record is from RefSeq and is a predicted model, not a curated record.
GUUUCCGAGACCUUAGGGGUUUGACGGAAGGGGUCUGGUCCCCUCGAAAUCAACCAUCAAGAACUUCAUUAGCAGUUGCACCAUUGCCAGACCCAGCCCCACUUUUUAAAUCACCAUGGGGAAGAGCAUGCGGAGUAAACGGAAGCAGAAGCUGAAACGCGAGAGAAAGGAGAAGUUCAAGGUGAAGGAAGUCAAGAGGCUGAAGGACAUGCUGCGCGCGGCGGGAGAGGACGUGGACGGCACCACCGAGGCAGUGAUGACCGACGCCGAAACCUUGAAGGCCCGGAAGGCGGCCAGCCGGCCGGCACCGCUGGCCGACGGCGAGGAGGCCAUGGAGGUGACCAAGGCGAAGCCCCAGUUCCAGCAUCCGGUCACAGCUGCGGAACGAGCACGGCAACUACCCCGUCUGGAUGACCGGCGACAAAUCAAGCGGCACAAGAAGCUCACCUCCAAAAACGCAGCCGAGGGCUACACCAAGGUCAGCCUGAAGGCUGGAUUUCACCAGUGCCGGUAG